Molecule: messenger RNA, 1035 nt
Organism: Aspergillus brunneoviolaceus CBS 621.78
Lineage: Eukaryota; Fungi; Ascomycota; Eurotiomycetes; Eurotiales; Aspergillaceae
Exons: 2
Coding region: 90-959 (289 amino acids)
Source: RefSeq, a predicted model, not a curated record
ACACCAAGUCCCCGCAUCGUCUUUUGAGCUUCGCACAGCUCGAUAUCCCGGAUCGAUGGGUGCUUGCACCCGGGACCACCACCGCCCCGAUGCAUCCGCGCAUUGAACGGCACGCGUACCAUGGCCUACAACCGGACGAGCGGUACGAGAUCCUAUGGCCCGGCGCUGAGAUCCCUCGCUGGGAACUGGGGGAUGCGAGAGAAGCAACAGCCCCGGAGCGCAAGUGCAAGCGCAAGUCCAAGUCAAAGGUAGCCCCCCUCGUGAUUCCCGGCGGGGCUCGAUGCUCGUUCAUGCUGAAGGGAGAGAGGGAGCCGGCGCCGAUGCCGCGGGCAUGGAGCCCGCCACCGCUGGAGCAGACGGAUCGAGUUCCCGGCGCCCCAGUGCUCACCGUUGAGCUGAAGGCUACGACCUCGCACUGGAACUCAAGGAAACGCCUCCCCAUAACAUGGACGAUAACGUAUCACGGCACCGCCGGGAGAGAAGAUGCUCCCCCCACCAACCCUCGACCCAUCACCUUCCGCACCUACGAUUUCUGUACUUACGGAGCCUUCCGCGCGUAUCGCCAGCGAUACAAGGAUGGAGAAUGGGAGUCCUACGACGAAGGCGGGAGCUGUCAGUUCCCCAGUGGUCCCGACGAUCCCUAUCAAGUGAUCGUGGGCAAGGAGAGAGAAAAGGCCGGCUUCAUCAGCCUGCAGCCGGGGCAGACGUACUCGAGGUCGGUGCAUCUCUACUCGCAAGACGAUCUGCCGCCGUAUCCUUCUACCGGGGAGAUCCUGCGCUCUCGGUUCGUUGGCUGUGUGCUGGACUGGUGGGAUUGGGGCACGCUGGAGGAGCAUGGUGAUACGGUGGUCACCGUGCCGGGGUUUCUGGGCGGGGAGGUCCUUGAGCCCAGGGAUAAUGGGGGGCGAGCCAGGGUGGUUGUGCCUGCUUCGAAUCUGGUCGAGUUUACGGUUCUUUGAGGUGGCUUACAUAGUCGCCGGUGUGAAAGGCAGUCCUGGUGGCCCGUCCUACUGCAGAAAAUGCUGCGGUAGAAGC